AUGAUCUUGCACCUUGUCAAGGGAAUAGUCCUAGCCUUUCUGACUGGACUUGGAGCUGCAGGGAACAUCGUUGUUUUUGUCAGUCAUAUACUCAUGUUUGGGGGCAUGGAGAAGAAAGCUAUACAUCUUAUUCUCAUCCACUUGGCCUUCACAAAUAUCAUAAUGCUUCUUUCUAAGGGAGUGCCAAGGACAAUCACAGCUUUUGGCAUGAGAAACUUCCUAGAUGACAUAGGCUGCAAGAUGGUGUGCUACCUGGAGCGGGUGGCCCGGGGCCUCUCUGUCUGCACUAGCAGUCUCCUCACUGUGGUGCAGGCCAUCAGUAUGAGUCCCAGACACUCCAGGUGGAGGAGGCUCCAGCCCAGGUCUGCGUGGUUAAUUCUUCCUUUGUUUCCCUUCCUGUGGAUAUUCAGUUUUUCAACAAAUGUCAACUUACCCCUCUACAUUACAAGUGCUAGUGUGAACACAUCGCAGAUUAGCAAGAGUGACUACUAUUGUUAUUUUCAGCCAGAAAGUCAGAAGGUAAGAUGGAUCAUUCUCAGUAGCAUGGUCUUUUGGGAUGCUGUGUCUCAGUGUAUCACGUGUGGAGCCAGUGCCUACAUAGUGUUUCUUCUCCAUAAGCACCACCGGCGUGUUCUCCGCCUGCAGAGGUCCAAGUUCCUCUACAAAACUCCCCCCGAGAUCAAAGCUGCCCAAAGUGUUCUCCUUCUGAUGCUUUGUUUCCUCUUCUUUUAUUGGGCAGAUUGUGUUUUUUCUCUGCUUGUGAAUUGUUUCUUGGAGAACAAUCCUAUAUUAAAUAUUCGAGAGUUUCUUACCCUUGGUUAUGCGAUUCUCAGCCCCCUUGUGCUGAUUCACAGAGACGGACAUGCAGUUGACUGCUGGUCCACUCAAUGGGAGAGAGGGACUUUCAGAAAAUAUUUAUUCAUUCUAUUCUUUCAAUAA
Molecule: messenger RNA, 939 nt
Organism: Chinchilla lanigera (long-tailed chinchilla)
Lineage: Eukaryota; Metazoa; Chordata; Mammalia; Rodentia; Chinchillidae
Product: vomeronasal type-1 receptor 4-like
Exons: 1
Coding region: 1-939 (312 amino acids)
Biological process (GO): G protein-coupled receptor signaling pathway
Cellular component (GO): membrane
Molecular function (GO): pheromone receptor activity
Source: RefSeq, a predicted model, not a curated record